Molecule: messenger RNA, 1908 nt
Organism: Musca vetustissima
Lineage: Eukaryota; Metazoa; Arthropoda; Insecta; Diptera; Muscidae
Gene: SMSr
Product: ceramide phosphoethanolamine synthase
Exons: 4
Coding region: 22-1908 (628 amino acids)
Biological process (GO): ceramide biosynthetic process
Cellular component (GO): Golgi membrane; endoplasmic reticulum membrane
Molecular function (GO): ceramide cholinephosphotransferase activity; sphingomyelin synthase activity
Source: RefSeq, a predicted model, not a curated record
GAAAUAAAUAGUGAUACGGUAAUGCAAUGGAAAGUGCCCAAUGUCGUCGACUGGGCAAGAAAUAACAAACUAAAUCAAGAUGUAAUCAAUCUUAUUGUGUUGGAAGAAAUCGAUGGUCCUGUCCUAUUGAGUUUGAGUGAAGAAGAUGUCCGGGAUUUUCGUUAUCGUUUAAAUUACAAGUUUCGUUUUGGCGAACUAAAGAAAAUGUGGUUUAAAAUUUAUCAACUACAGCAAAUUUGUCAUUACAAUAAUUACUCAUAUGGCGGUGGUGGCAUAGCAUCGGGCACGGCAACAGCGACAACGACGCAUAUUCAUCACAAUAAUCAACACCAUCAGCACUUAAGUGGUGCAACAAAGUCGGGAAAUUUAAGAAAUAAUCUUCGACUGGAUGGUUCACCUUCACAUCAACAACAUCAUCAUAAUCAUAGGAAUGCGGGAGUUACAACAUUGAAUGCUCCAGCUCCACCACCUCCAUUUAUGUUAGCUGGUGGCGGUAGUAUUGGAUGUAGUUCCCUAUAUCAUCAUCAUGGUUGUAAUGGUCGAACUAAUUGUAACAUUCCCUGCAGUGCUGCUUUAUGCGAUACAUUCAAUGAUUGUGAUAGUUGUGCACCGGAGGUGUCAUCAGUGUCGGAAGGUUGUUCGGCCAACAUUCCACCUGAAUUUUUCAAAACGGCUAUUAGUUUAGGUUACUCAUUCCUUGUCACAUGGAUAACAUCAUUUGUAAUGGUCAUUGUACACGAACGGGUGCCAGAUAUGAAAAAAUAUCCACCCUUACCGGACAUCUUUCUCGAUAAUGUUCCGCAUAUACCGUGGGCUUUUCAUAUGUGCGAAAUAACCGGUACUCUACUCUUUAGCAUUUGGGCCUGUGUAUGCAUUUUUCACAAGUGUCGUAUGGUUAUCUUGAGGCGUUUCUUUGCACUGGCUGGGACAGUGUUUCUUUUGCGAUGUGUUACAAUGUUGAUAACGUCGUUAAGUGUACCCGGUACACAUUUGCAAUGUAAUCAAAAUGAUUAUGCUAUUGACGAUACAGCGCUAACAUUAUCGGAAGCCCUUUCAUUGCGCAUAUCAAGAGCCUAUACUAUUUGGAGCGGUUUGGGUAUGUCAAUACAAGGUGUUCGCACCUGUGGUGACUAUAUGUUUAGUGGACACACGGUGGCACUGACAUUGCUCAAUUUUUUUAUAACGGAAUACACACCACGCAACUUAUAUUUCUUACACACCCUUAGCUGGCUACUAAAUAUGUUUGGCAUCUUCUUUAUUUUGGCUGCCCAUGAACAUUAUUCCAUAGAUGUAUUCGUGGCCUUCUAUAUAACAUCGCGUCUAUUUCUCUACUAUCACACUUUGGCCAAUAAUCAAGCUCUAAUGCAACGUGAUUCGAAUCGUACUCGGAUUUGGUUUCCAAUGUUUAGCUAUUUUGAAAGUUCCGUUGACGGAAUAAUACCGAAUGAAUUCGAUUCGUGUUCAGAGAUAAUGGAUAAACUGCUGCACUUGCUAAUCGAGAUUAAGGAUAACGUAAUGCUGACAACACAUCGAUUGUGGGUAGAAACGCCAUAUUUAAAUAUCUCAUCGAGAAAUGUACUGUUUGUACCGAAAAUAAUGUUAACAACCAAACAACGUAAUGCUGCAACAUCGACAACAAUAACGGCAUCGAAUACACCGACAGCAAUGCCUUCCUCGCCAAAAGUAACCGAAUUUUGGCAGAAACCCUAUGAGGAUGAGAAUGAAACGGUAAAUAAACGUCCACAAAAUCCGGCAACAACAACUAAUGAUGGUAGAAUGAAGAAAUUGCCAUCGUCGGAGUUGCCGCUAACUAAAAAUCCAAAUGAACAACAAAAACAAACUCCUCUAACGAAUAAUAACAAUAAUAAUAGACAAAAUGAUGGUGGCAAAACCCUAAAAAUAUCGUAA